AUGAUUCACCGGGAGUCCAGGAUAAUAUUCUCGGUCAAUAUCGCAAGCUCUCCAACAUCAACAAAUAGUUCCUCGAGGAAGUUCCGUGUUCUUUUUGAAAUCGUUCCGCGAGACCCAAACCAGAGGCCUCUCUCUCCGAAGGUCUCGCGGAAUUUCUCUUUUAUCUUUCCUCUUCGCUCGCCUGAUCGAGGUCAUUGCUCUCAAAGCGGACAGUAUGGUCCAAGAUCAGCGCCGUCCCUCUUAUGUUUGUUCACUAAUUCACUGUCACCUGCCAUUUCUCCAGGACGUAUCCUUCCUCCGAGGAUCUCUCACUUCUUAGCCAUCUUCGUCCUUUAUCCUUCUUCCUUAAAUCUGCCUUGCCAAGCCUCCGUUCUGCUGACACGGUCUCAUCUCACCCGGAGUGGAGCCUCUAUGGAGUAA
This is a messenger RNA of Nezara viridula (southern green stink bug), 420 nucleotides long. Lineage: Eukaryota; Metazoa; Arthropoda; Insecta; Hemiptera; Pentatomidae. The record is from the annotation of a GenBank genome assembly.